This is a messenger RNA of Oncorhynchus tshawytscha (Chinook salmon), 1043 nucleotides long. Its product is annotated as troponin I, slow skeletal muscle. The record is from RefSeq and is a predicted model, not a curated record. The transcript is spliced from 9 exons. Bases 378 to 947 code for a protein of 189 amino acids. NCBI's taxonomy places the organism in Eukaryota, Metazoa, Chordata, Actinopteri, Salmoniformes, Salmonidae. Gene Ontology annotation, biological process: muscle contraction. Gene Ontology annotation, cellular component: troponin complex.
GUCCAAGGCUAUGAAUUCUGAAGACUUGCAUUGAUCUUAUCCUAUGAAAUGUACUGUAUCAAAUACUGUGCACAUUAAAAGGUAAACUAGGAGGAAGCAUUGAAUUUGACACUGGGAUCAUUGUUUGGGAAAUAGGCUUGCAUGACAACCACGCAUCUGGCAACAAACAACCUGAUUUUUACCCGAAAUCUUUUGGACAUCAGAGCAACCUAGAGGGAGUCAGAAAAGGAGGUGCAUAUGAUGGGGGUCCCAGUGACGGGCAGGAGGGACAAUGGGAGGCUGAGUUAAAUACUCUGGUGCAUUCUUCUUCCCAUCACUCUGAGCCUCUACAGGACAUCUCCAACCUCAGCAGAGAAAGGGGAAUCUACAUUGCCAAGAUGCCAGAGCAAGUACAAGAGAAGCGAAAGUCGAAGAUCUCGGCCUCCCGUAAGCUCAUGCUAAAGAGCUUAAUGGUGGCCAAGGCGAAGGAGGAGAUUGAGCAGGAGAUUGUGGAUAAAGAGGAGGAGAAGGAGAGGUAUCUGGCAGAGAGAGCACCCACCUUACAGACCGGUGGCAUGUCCUUUGCUGAGCUCCAGGAGUUAUGUCAGGAGUUACAUGCCAAGGUUGACGUGGUGGAUGAGGAGCGAUAUGACAUUGAAGCCAAAGUCAUGCACAACACCAGAGAGAUCAAGGACCUGAACAUCAAAGUUUUGGAUCUGAGGGGGAAGUUCAAGCGGCCCAGCCUGAGGAGGGUAAGGGUCUCUGCUGAUGCCAUCUUGCGCUCCCUCCUGGGCUCCAAACACAAGGUCUCCAUGGACCUUCGGGCAAACCUCAAGUCAGUCAAGAAGGAGGACACAGAGAAGGAGAAGACAGUGGAGGUGAGUGACUGGAGGAAGAACGUGGAAGCCAUGUCUGGCAUGGAGGGAAGGAAGAAGAUGUUUGACGCAGCCAAAGGCACCCCUCAGUAGACAGAGAGGAGAAUACUCUAAAUGUUUCCUUCAUUUCUAUUCAUCCUGAACAUUCAAAAUGUGUUAAUGGUUUAAAGUCUCGUUUCAGUGGCACUA